This is a messenger RNA of Liolophura sinensis, 516 nucleotides long. RefSeq lists its product as uncharacterized. NCBI's taxonomy places the organism in Eukaryota, Metazoa, Mollusca, Polyplacophora, Chitonida, Chitonidae. The record is from RefSeq and is a predicted model, not a curated record. The transcript is spliced from 2 exons. The coding region runs from base 1 to 516 and encodes 171 amino acids.
AUGCGUGGAGCCGGAGCGGGUCUAUCAUUCGUUUCCAAAGAUUCGGGUCAUAAGUCAUCUUCUCAUGACCCAUCUACUCAUGACCCACCUACUCAUGACCCAUCUACUCAUGACCCAUCUACCCAUGAUCCACCUACUCAUGGCCCAUCUACUCAUGACCCAUCUACUCAUGACCCAUCUACUCAUGACCCACCUACUCAUGACCCACCUACUCAUGACCCAUCUACUCAUGACCCAUCUACCCAUGAUCCACCUACUCAUGACCCAUCUACUCAUGACCCAUCUACUCAUGACCCAUCUACUCAUGACCCAUCUACUCAUGACCCAUUUACCCAUGAUCCACCUACUCAUGACCCAUCUACUCAUGACCCAUCUACCCAUGAUCCACCUACUCAUGGCCCAUCUACUCAUGACCCAUCUAUUCAUGAUCCAUCUACUCAUGACCCAUCUACUCAUCUGCUCAUGACCUACCCGCCCAUGAACCAACUGUUCAUGAUCCGCAAGAAGCCAAUUUAA